AUGUCCGACUUCAUCCAGCACCAGCCGGUGCACUCGGCCGUCAUCGGCCAGAUCCCCGUGCCGCACGGUCCCGAGACGGGCGCCGAGACCGAGACCUACCCCGUGGGCCCCGAGGGCCUCUACACCGAGGAGCAGGAGCGCGAGAUCUUCAAGUACAUCACGCACCCCGACGACAGCUUCAACGAGCAGGGCACCUACUGGGCCGACCUGCCCCUGGCCAAGCGCUUUGCCUUUGUCAACCGCGUCAACAACGCCGAGGCCGCCUCCGAGCUCAAGGCCACCUGGAACCUGUUCAAGCGCGAUCCGCUGGGCCCCGUCGGCUGGUACUUUCGCAAUGCCGUGCUGCCCGGUGCCGGUCUCGGCCUCGAGGGCUACGUGCUCUUCUCCAUUGGCAACCUGUCGCCGCUCUUCUCCGCCGCCUGGCCGCAGUGCUGGGGCAGCAAGGCCACCGAGUGCGACAAGAACUGGAUUGCCGCCGUCACCUAUCUCGAGGUCAUUGGCAUCAUGUUUGGUCAGGUGUCUGUUGGUGUCAUUGGUGAUUGGAUUGGCCGUCGCUGGGGUCUCAUUCAGGACGCCCUGAUCAUGUUCAUCGGUCUGCUGAUGCUCACGGCCUCGUGGGGCCUGACCCUGCAGGGCUGGGUCAUCUGCUACGCCUGGUCGCUCUUCUUCUACAGCUACGGUGUCGGCGGCGAGUACCCCAUGACCGCCACGUCCUCCAUGGAGAGCGCGGUCGGCGCCGGCAAGCUGUCGACCCGCGACGACCGCCUGCACCGUGGCCGCAAGGUCACCAUGGCCUUCCUGAUGCAGGGCUGGGGCCAGCUGAUCAACCAGGGCCUCCUGAUUGUGCUGCUGCUCAUCUUCCACCACGGCGACGGCGAUCCGCCGUACGGCCUGUCCACCGUCCAGUGGACCUUCCGCCUGUCGUUUGCCUUCCCCGCGGUCGGCACGCUGUGGCUCGUCUACUACCGCACGUACAAGAUGCCCAACGCGUCGCGCCAGCUGCAGCUCGUCAAGAAGCGCGCCAACGUCACGGGCUACGACGUCAACUCGCUGCGCACCAUCUUCCAGCACUUUGGCGGCCGCAUCCUGGCCACCGCCGGCACCUGGUUCUGCAACGACGUCUUCUUCUACGGCAACAAGCUGUUCCAGGGCCAGUUCAUCAACGUCAUUGCCGACAACCCGAAGAGCGUCAUGGUCACCUGGGUGUGGAACAUCUGCAACUGCAUUGUCUCCCUGUUUGGCUACUACCUGGCGUGCUUCCUCAUCGACAACAAGCUGUACGGCCGCAAGAUGAUGAUGCAGGUCGGCUUCCUCAUGUGCUUCGUCUUCUUCGUCGUCCCCGCCUUCCACUACAAGUACUACUCGGGCCUCAGCGGCAUCCACUCCUUCCAGGCCAUGUACUUCUUGUCGUCCUUCUUCAACCAGUUCGGCCCCAACUCGGUGACCUUCCUCGUGGCCGGCGAGGUGUUCCCCACGCCCAUCCGCGCCACGGCGCACGGCUUCUCGGCCUGCAUUGGCAAGUCGGGCGCGCUGCUGGCCUCGGUGCUCUACAACUACAUCGACACGCAGACCAAGUUCUACGUCGUGCCCUGGUUCGGUCUGGCCGGCAUGCUCCUGACGCUGGUCUGGCUGCCCGACACCACGGGUCUCGACCUCAAGGAGCAGGAGCGCCGCUGGAGCUACAUCAAGGACGGCCGCGACUCCGAGUACCACGGCAUUGCCGUGCACCCCACGCACCUGUCGCUCUGGGAGCGCCUGUGGGGCGUCGGCAAGUACUACAACCCGGAGCUGGACGCCAAGGCCAAGAUCCAGGACCUGCGCGCCGACUGGGAGGCCCGCGAGAACGCCAAGCGCGAGGCCGAGGUGCACGGCAAGGACGGCGAGCCCGUCCUCGACGACACUGGCCUGACCGACGAGGCGCACAACUACUUUUUGCACACGAGCCCCAACAGCCCGUACCUGGCCGGCCAGAACGGCAAGGCCAACGGCGUGCUGCAGGACGCUGUGCUGCCCAACAGCGCCAACGAGAAGGCCAGCGGUCCGUCGGAGAGCUCGCAGUAA
Sporothrix brasiliensis 5110 is the source of this 2061-nucleotide messenger RNA. RefSeq lists its product as uncharacterized. Gene Ontology annotation, biological process: transmembrane transport. Gene Ontology annotation, molecular function: transmembrane transporter activity. The record is from RefSeq and is a predicted model, not a curated record. Lineage: Eukaryota; Fungi; Ascomycota; Sordariomycetes; Ophiostomatales; Ophiostomataceae. The coding region runs from base 1 to 2061 and encodes 686 amino acids. The transcript has 2 exons. Gene Ontology annotation, cellular component: membrane.